This is a messenger RNA of Lichtheimia ornata, 2394 nucleotides long. RefSeq lists its product as uncharacterized. Gene Ontology annotation, molecular function: inositol hexakisphosphate binding. Gene Ontology annotation, biological process: phosphate ion transport; cellular response to phosphate starvation. The transcript is spliced from 16 exons. The record is from RefSeq and is a predicted model, not a curated record. NCBI's taxonomy places the organism in Eukaryota, Fungi, Mucoromycota, Mucoromycetes, Mucorales, Lichtheimiaceae. Gene Ontology annotation, cellular component: Golgi apparatus; plasma membrane; cytoplasm. Bases 1 to 2394 code for a protein of 797 amino acids.
AUGCCUUUCACGAAGCGCUUUGAUGCGGAAUGCAUCCCAGAGUGGCGAAAGGCUUAUAUUGAUUACAAGAGCCUAAGGGCUCUUGUUUACGCCAUUGAAAAGCAACAGACAAGCAGCAUCCUUCGUAACAACAUGGCGACAAGACCUGAUUCCGCUACAUCAUACGUCAACUCACCGCCAACACAGCUAUCGGAUGUCGUAGCACGCGACAUUGAAAGCGAACGUACACAACUAUCCAAUGCGACCGCUAGAGAGGAACAGCUUUCACAAGAUGACCUUGGUUUUUUAUAUAACCUGCUGACGCAUGGUACAGCACAAGAGAAAUUGUUCUUCGACAUGCUGGAUCAACAAUUGGAUAAGGUUUCCAAAUUCUUCAAUGAACGCGAGCAUGAUGCACGAUCUAAAUUUACGGCGUUGCAAAUCCAGAUGAAGCUAGUUUCAGACUAUGGCCAAUUGCUAAAGGAUGACGAGGAAACCAACGUGAGUGAGACAAGCCCAUUGCUACGGCAACAUCAUCCCGACAACCUGCAUGACAAUGACACCACUUGGCCACCAUUCCUUGAUAAAAAACAUCACCAACUCGACUACCAGGUUGCACGUGGUCGUUUGAAAAAGGCAAUGACCGAGUUUUAUCACAGCUUGCAGUAUUUACAAUCGUUCAAGGAUUUGAAUAUGCAAGCAUUCCAAAAGAUUCUCAAAAAGUUUGACAGGGCCGCUGGCUGGAAGGCUGGGUCCGUAUACAUGAAAAAGGUCAAGCAGCAUCAUUGGUCAACGUGCAAUGACGUUGAGCAAAUGAUUGAAAAAACAGAGGAAUUGUAUACGAGGACUUUUGCGCAUGGUAAUCGUCGUAAGGCUAUUCAGGCACUCAAAAUUUACCAAACAGCCGAGCCCCAUACCAGUGCCGCAUGGCGUGUCGGCCUUUACCUUGGUGCAUGCAUUAUUCUACUCAUUCAUACCGCGUAUUUGGCUUGGGAUCCCGAAACCAGCCAACGCAUACCCCACAUGGCAACUCACUUGCAGAUCUAUGCCGCAUUCUCGCUUCCUAUUCUCUUUUCAUUGGGCUUCUCGGUGAACAUGAUGGUUUGGACACGCUGUCGCAUCAAUUACAAAUUCAUCUUUGAAUUGGACCCAAGCAACAAUCUUGAUUACCACCAAUUUGCUGAACUCCCGGCAUUGUUUCUGCUGAUGUUGUCAAUGACCAUGUAUAUAGACUUUUCUCAAUUAUUGGAGCCAACGAUCUCUUCACAAUCUUGCCCAAUGAUUUUCUUUAUUGCUGUUCUAUGCAUUUGCGUUUGCCCAUUCAACAUCUUUUAUCGUUCAGCACGUAAAUGGCUUGCUAUUGCCUUGGGUCGCAUCAUCUUGAGUUACUUGUUCCCUGUUGAAUUCCCUGACUUUUUCAUCGCUGAUGAGCUUAAUAGCUUGGCCUACACCUUCUGGACCAUCACCUACUUUUUCUGCGCAUAUAGCUGUAACUGGACAGGAUUAGACGAGCAUUGCUAUGUAACCCAUAUGUGGAUAACGCCCUUCUUGGCAGCCCUACCACCUUGGUGGCGUUUCCUUCAAUGCAUUCGUCGUUAUAAGGAUUCUGGAGAACGUGUCCAUGUUAUUAACGCCAUCAAGUAUACAACCUCUAUUGCAGCCACUUUUGCCACUGCCAUUCGUCGUAUGAAACCUACGCCUGGUAUGGAUGUCGUGUGGAUUCUUUGCUCUAUGGUCAAUUCCUCAUAUACAUCGAUAUGGGAUAUCAAGAUGGAUUGGGGAUUGCUAGUGCCCCAAAGCAAGCAUGCAUUGCUUAGAGAUGAUUUGGUAUUCCCAGUGCCUAUCUAUUAUGUAUGUGCCGUUAUCAACGUAGCCUUGCGUUUUGCAUGGGCUUUAAACACGGCGGGGUUGACCUUGCACAGUGACAUUCUCGGCUAUCUCACUGCUGUGAUGGAAGCGUGUCGACGUUUGCAAUGGAAUUUCUUCCGCUUAGAAAACGAGCAUCUUAGCAACUGCGCUGAUUAUCGUGCCAUCAAUGAAAUUCCACUACCAUUUUCUCCACCCGAGGAUAUCAAGCAACGAGAAGAGCAACCCCUAUCACCUGUAUCAGAGGAAGAAGGAUCGAUCGAAUGGCCAACGCAAAGACUUCCUCGUCGUAUGCAGCAUCAACAGCUCCAAAGACAGUAUACCUGGGCCCAUACCAUCAAUCCUGCAGUUCCUACACGUGUUGGAUCGUUCUAUGGUCGUCGUGACUUUGAAGGCAAACGUGAAGUUAAAAAGCUACCAUUCGGAUACGUUAGCAUGGGUCGUAGUCCUAGCCGCAAAACAUCCGCGAAUAGUAGUGAUGACGAUGACGAUGAUGAAGAUGAUGAAGAUGAUAAUGAUGAGACUACCCAUAUGUCACCUAGACAAUAG